AAGCUUGGGGAUGGAGUCCCGGAGUGGCUCAGGCUCAGGAGCAGAGGGCCUGUGGCAACAGGACUCCCAGGAGCCAUGUUGUCAGAAGUCCUGCUAGUGUCUGCUCCAGGGAAAGUCAUCCUUCAUGGAGAGCAUGCUGUGGUCCAUGGCAAGGUAGCACUGGCUGUGGCCUUGAACUUGAAAACAUUCCUCUGGCUUCAGCCCCACAGCAAUGGGAAAGUGGGCCUCAACUUACCCAACAUUGGCAUCAAGCGGGCCUGGGAUGUGGCCAAGCUUCAGAUGCUGGACACCAGCUUUCUGAAGCAAGGUGACGUCAAAGCACUCACCCCGGAGCAAGUGGAGAAGCUUAAGGAGGUGGCGGGCUUCCCCAAGGACUGUGCUGACCACGAGCACCUGGCUGUGCUGUCCUUCCUUUACUUGUACCUGUCCAUCUGCCAGAGUCAGAGAGCCCUGCCCAGCCUGGACAUUGCCGUGUGGUCAGAGCUGCCCACUGAGGCCAGCCUCGGCUCCAGUGCCACCUACUCUGUGUGUUUGUCAGCUGCCCUCCUGACUAUGUGCAAGGAGAUCCCAAACCCGCUGAAGGAUGGAGAGGCCGCCAGCAGGUGGACGGAGGAGAAAUUGGAACUAAUUAACUAGUGGGCCUUCCAGGGGGGUAGGGUGAUUCACGGGGACCCCUCCGGAGUGGACAAUGCUGUCAGCACCUGGGGAGGAGUGCUCCAAUACCAGCAAGGGAAGAUUUCAUCCUUAAAGAGGCCACCAGCUCUGAAGAUCCUGCUGAUCAACACCAGAGUCCCUCACAGCACUAAGGUCCUGGUGGCCGGUGUCAGGAGCAGGCUGCUGAAGUUCCCAGAGAUCAUGGCCCCCCUCCUGACCUCCACAGACGCCAUUUCCCUGGAGUGCGAGCGGGUGCUGGGGGACAUGGCAGUGGCCCCGGCCCCAGAGCACUAUCUCGUGCUGGAAGAGCUCAUCGACAUGAACCAGCACCAUCUGAAUGCCCUCGGUGUGGGCCAUGCCUCGCUGGACCAGCUGUGCCAGAUCUGGAGCAGCCAGAGGUGGAGGCCAUGAAGCAGGUGCUGACCAGCUGUGGGUUUGACUGCUGGGAAACCAGCAUCGGUGCCCCUGGUGUCUCCAUCCACAUGGCCGCCUCCCUGGACACCCCUGUCCAGCAAGCCCUGGAUGGCCUCUGAGAUGAAACCACCCCACAACGAA
This is a messenger RNA of Kogia breviceps (pygmy sperm whale), 1209 nucleotides long. The record is from RefSeq and is a predicted model, not a curated record. Lineage: Eukaryota; Metazoa; Chordata; Mammalia; Artiodactyla; Physeteridae.